Molecule: messenger RNA, 1223 nt
Organism: Dioscorea cayenensis subsp. rotundata (Guinea yam)
Lineage: Eukaryota; Viridiplantae; Streptophyta; Magnoliopsida; Dioscoreales; Dioscoreaceae
Exons: 9
Coding region: 108-1085 (325 amino acids)
Source: RefSeq, a predicted model, not a curated record
UUUACAAAAUUCAGAAAAUUCAGAAAAUAAAAGAAGAAGAAGAAGAAGAAGAAGAAGAAGAAGAAGAAGAAGAAGAGUUGGAUGAGAUAUUUUUGAGGCAGAGGAGGAUGGCUUCUUCUGCCCUAAUCUCCACAACGACGUUAAGCUUGCCUCCCAAACCCCUCGUUCCCCAUCUCCGCUCCCCUCACUCUUCUCGCUUUCUAUGGAAUAACCAACCUCUUCGUUGCCGCGUCUUCAUGGCACUCUCAGCCCAGCCCUCCUCCACUCCGCCUCUCGAGAGUUCUGUUGGCACAGGACAAGAAAUAACAUCAGUUGAUGUUGUUGGGCAAAAUGAUUUAUUGAUAGUAGGUCCAGGUGUACUUGGUCGCAUGGUUGCUGAACAAUGGCAGCAGGAACAUCCAGGUUGCCGAAUAUAUGGGCAGACCAUGACUGCAGACCAUCAUGAUGAAUUGAUGAAAGCUGGCAUUAACCCUUCACUUAGAGGCUCAAAGUUCACCCAUAAAUUGCCUAACAUCAUUUUUUGUGCUCCGCCGUCUCUUACACCGGAUUACCCUGGUGAUGUGAGAUUAGCAGCAUCAAAUUGGAGUGGUGAAGGUUGUUUCUUAUUCACAUCAAGCACUGCGCUUUAUGAUUGCAGUGAUAAUGGAAUAUGCAAUGAGAAUACUCCAACAGUGCCUCUUGGUAGAAAUCCUCGGACAGAUAUCCUUCUCAAGGCAGAAGAUGUAGUUCUGGAGGUUGGAGAUAGAGGUGCUCAUGCUUUCUGGCUGAAUAAAGGAACUGUUGAAAGUCGUCCUGAUCAUAUAAUCAAUCUCAUUCAUUAUGAGGAUGCCGCAUUGCUUGCAGUUGCAAUAAUGAAGAAAAAACUCCGGAGUCAAGUUUUUCUGGGCUGUGAUAAUCACCCUUUAUCCAGGCAAGAUCUAAUGGAUGCUGUGAAUCAAAGCGGCAAGUUUAGCAAGAAGUUCAUGGGUUUUACAGGUUCUGAUGGUCCACUGGGAAAGAGGAUGUAUAACUCGAAGACCCGUGCUGAAAUCGGUUGGCAGCCCAAGUACCCUAGAUUUCGUCAGUUCCUUGGAUUAACAGAUUGAGUGUGCCCCCUUUGUUGUCAUCAAGAUUGUGAAAUUUAAUCCUUUGAUGCAAAGCUGAAAUUGGAAUUGUGAAGUUUAUCAGCAUGCAUAUGUAAGUUUUUCCAAUCAGAGCAAAGAAAGUGGCUUUUGUUGUUCGCA